AGUCAAGUCCUUCAACUUUUACUUAUUUCCCGUAACAGUUUCCGUUUCACUCUUUCCCACGUAACGAUUUCAGUAGCCAUCUCCCUUUUCUCUGCAUUUUUUUCGAAGUCCUAUUAAGAGACAAACUAAAAAAUUGUACAUUUUUCUUUACCUUAAUCUCUAAGUUUUUGUUUCCUUCUUGCUUGAGAUCGAACCCAUUUCAAGAAUGCUGGUGAAAUGUUGAGGAGCUUCGGUUCUACGUUGUUAAAAGGAUCAAAUCUUGGUUCCCAAAUGUUGUUUAAUUGCGAUAUUGGCUGAUUUGGAGGAAGGAUGUUUGAGUUUUCUUUUUUUUUUUUUGGUUUUUUGUUUGGAAAAAGAUUAGGGCUUUAUUGAUCUGGGUUGAUAGGGUGAUAAAGGUGUGAAUUUUGAAGGUCUGGAUGAAUCUAGAUUUUGCUUGUUUUGAUGGUUUCAUGCCUGAUUAAAGAAAUGGGUUUUAGUUAUUUUUGAGUUUUAUGAAGUUUAUUGUGUGCUUUUGUUUGUUGGUAUUGUAAGAUGAAGAGGGUAAAAAGUGAACUUUCCACUGGGAGGAGGUUCAAGUUGUCUAAUUUCUUGUUGGGUAUAGGAGGGUUAUACUUAAUCUUCAUAGCUUUUAAGUUUCCACAUUUUUUGGAGAUAGCAGCAAUUUUGAGUGGAGAUGAUAGCUAUGGUGGAUUGGGUGGGAAAGUGGGUGGGGAUGUUAAUGAUGCGGAUUUGAGUAAACCAUUGGUUAAUUCUGUUUACAAAGAUGCGUUUCACCGGAAAUUAGAGGAUAAUCUAAACCAGGAUGUGCCUUUGAGGCCUAGUAAGGAACCUUUGGAGGAAGAGAAAGGUGUAGUACAGCCUAUAAAGCCACUUCAGCAUCCAUAUGGUCGAAUAACCGGUGAGAUUAUGCGGCGAAUGAAUAAAACUAGUGAAUUGUCAGUGCUUGAGAGAAUGGCGGAUGAGGCUUGGACAUUGGGAUUAAAGGCAUGGGAAGAAGUGGAUAAGUUUGAUGGAAAGGAUAUCGAACAGAGUUCUUUGUUUGAAGGGAAGCCUGAGUCCUGUCCUUCAUGGUUGUCUGUAAGUGGAGAAGAUUUGGCAAGACGAGACAGGCUGAUGUUCCUUCCAUGUGGUCUUAAAGCGGGUUCUUCAAUUACUGUUGUUGGAACACCUCGAUAUGCCCAUCAGGAGUUUGUACCCCAGCUUGCCAAAUUGAGGUUUGGAGAUGGCCUAGUGAUGGUUUCACAGUUUAUGGUUGAAUUGCAAGGGUUGAAAUCUGUGGAUGGGGAGGAUCCGCCAAAAAUUUUACAUUUAAAUCCUCGAUUGAAAGGAGAUUGGAGCCAUGGGCCAGUCAUUGAGCACAACACAUGCUAUAGAAUGCAAUGGGGUACGGCUCAAAGAUGUGAUGGUUUACCAUCCAAGGAUGAUGAAGACAUGCUCGUUGAUGGACAUCGAAGAUGUGAAAAAUGGAUCCGGAACGAUGUUGUAAACUCCAAAGAGUCCAAGACAACAUCUUGGUUCAAACGGUUCAUCGGACGGGAACAGAAACCAGAAGUUACGUGGCCAUUUCCAUUUGCAGAGGGCAGACUGUUUAUCCUGACUCUGCGUGCUGGUGUUGAUGGAUAUCAUAUCAAUGUUGGGGGUCGACAUGUGACUUCAUUUGCAUAUCGUACAGGUUUUUCACUUGAAGAUGCAACAGGAUUGGCCAUAAAAGGAGACGUGGAUGUUCAUUCAGUUUAUGCAACCUCUCUUCCCACCUCUCAUCCAAGUUUCUCUCCUCAACGAGUAUUGGAAAUGUCACCAAAUUGGAAAGCUUAUCCUUUGCCUAGGAUAUCUAUUCAACUUUUUAUUGGGGUUCUCUCUGCUACCAAUCACUUUGCAGAACGCAUGGCAGUUAGAAAAACUUGGAUGCAAUCUUCGGCCAUCAAGUCUUCAAAUGUAGUGGUCAGGUUCUUUGUUGCACUGAAUCCGAGGAAGGAGGUGAACGCAGAGCUGAAGAAAGAGGCAGCUUAUUUUGGUGAUAUUGUGAUUUUGCCAUUUAUGGACCGCUAUGAGCUUGUCGUUCUUAAAACUAUUGCAAUUUGUGAAUUUGGGGUGCAAAAUGUGUCAGCUGCUUACAUCAUGAAAUGUGAUGAUGACACAUUUGUCAGAGUUGAUACUGUCUUGAAAGAAAUUGAUGGCAUCUCGCCCAAAAGGUCACUUUAUAUGGGCAAUCUCAACCUCCUGCAUCGUCCUUUGAGAAAUGGAAAAUGGGCUGUCACUUUUGAGGAGUGGCCAGAAGAAGUUUAUCCUCCCUAUGCCAAUGGACCUGGAUAUAUCAUUUCCAGUGAUGUUGCCCAAUUUAUUGUCACCCAACAUGGCAAUCGAAAAUUGAGGCUUUUCAAGAUGGAAGAUGUGAGUAUGGGAAUGUGGGUUGAACAAUUUAACAGGUCCACGACUGUCCAAUAUUCCCACAACUGGAAGUUCUGUCAAUAUGGAUGCAUCGUAGAUUAUUAUACUGCACAUUACCAAUCCCCAAGGCAGAUGAUUUGUCUUUGGGACAAGCUUUCGAGAGGUCAGGUACGUUGCUGUAACUUCAGAUGACAACAGGUAGCUCUUGCUUUCUUUAAAGUGAUUUUAUCCACGUCCAUCUUGCCUUCCUCAACUUUUCUCCCCCAUUUUUGUCCUAUGAAGUGAGCUCUAGAGGGUUUUAAGUGUUGAGUUACAGCUUUCUGUAACAAGAUACAGAUUAUUCCCCUUAAUCUGUCACAUCUGAUAAGUACGUCAUUGACUUGAAUUGGAAGAACAGGGCCAAUUGUAGAUUAUAUAUUCUUAUAUGCGUUAUGAUAUUCAAGUCGAUGGAGCACUUGGUAGCAAGCCUUCCAAGUUCGUAGUUUUGGUUUCUUUGACCUUUUUUUUUUUUAAUCCACUUUCAAUCUUCCUGUAAUCUGAAUAACAAUAUCUUUAACAGCCAGAUAAUUGAAAACGAAGUUAGCGUGUAGCUGCCAAUUAGCUUGGUAAGACGGCUUUUCUUCUUCUCUUCUUAUGUCCAAUUACCAACCAUUUGUUCCACUAAAGCCCAAGAAACGUGGGAUUUAGCUCAAUCAUGGUGAUUUUCACUGUUAAUACCCGUACCAGAUAAUAUUUUGGCU
This is a messenger RNA of Durio zibethinus, 3128 nucleotides long. Its product is annotated as hydroxyproline O-galactosyltransferase GALT2-like. The record is from RefSeq and is a predicted model, not a curated record. Gene Ontology annotation, cellular component: Golgi membrane. Gene Ontology annotation, molecular function: carbohydrate binding; hydroxyproline O-galactosyltransferase activity. NCBI's taxonomy places the organism in Eukaryota, Viridiplantae, Streptophyta, Magnoliopsida, Malvales, Malvaceae.